This is a messenger RNA of Ciona intestinalis (vase tunicate), 1280 nucleotides long. The record is from RefSeq and is a predicted model, not a curated record. NCBI's taxonomy places the organism in Eukaryota, Metazoa, Chordata, Ascidiacea, Phlebobranchia, Cionidae.
UGACUUUUACUUUAUCAGAUCCUCGGCAAUUAUGAUUAGUUUGAAACUAGUUGUUGUAUCUUUUGUAUUACUCCAUACCUCACAUUCAAGCAAGAAUGUCAAACUGAAGCAAAAUAAAGAUUGUGGAAAAGAAAUUCUUCAAUCUGAAACAUCCGGAGUUAAUUAUCUUUUUCAAAAACAUGGAAGAAACAGCACGAUGGACCACCUUGGGUUGUAUUUUCUUAUGAACAAUUUAACAUACACUGGGCAUAGUGGAACCCAUGAGAAUGAGUUCGACCAUUACUUGAAUUGUACGAUAUUUAAAACUCUGUCAGAUUCUGGUGUUUCUAUAGAUAGAAUAACCACCUCAGACUUCUCAACUAUUUGCCCAACAUUGCUAGAAGUUUUGGACAAUUCAUACGAACGAAAACUGCUGGAAAAUGAAAGUGAGAACCUUGCACCCAGUCGUUCUAGUAUUUGGGGUUUUGGGAUUAUUUCGGUCACGAUAAUCAGUUUGUGUUCCUUGGUCGGCAUUAGUGUCUUGCCGCUCAUGAAAAGGGAUAUUUACGAUAAAAUUUUGCUUUACUUGAUUUCCCUAGCAGUUGGAACUUUGUCUUCGAACGCGAUUUUCCAGUUAAUUCCGGAAGGAUUUGGAAUUGAAGAAGAUCCCAUGACAGUGUGGAGAUCGGCAAUUAUAUUUGGUGGUUUUUAUCUCUUCUAUCUAACCGACCAUAUCCUUGAAAGGAUAUUCAAAGUCAGCCACGAACACGAAGGGAUCCAGGAUUUUGAGGAUAAUAUGGUGACUGGUGAAUCGUUUUUGAAAGGGAGUGAUAAAAGUAUCGUGAAGAAGAGUUUCCCCGUUGAUGGGGAGCAAAAAACUGGUUCAGGCGAUUCGUUAUACGCAACUACAUCACAUGAAAGUGGAAGCACUUUGCUAGAAAUGCCUAAAACUGUAGAUAACCAGCAGUUUGACAAUUACCAAGUUGAUAUACAGUGUGAAGUUGGUAGUGUUCCAAACAGACAAUGCUGGGCGUUCAAAAACUACAAGUCGAUUAAAACUGUGGCCUGGAUGAUAACGAUAGCUGACGGGAUUCAUAACUUCAUUGACGGGCUAGCAAUCGGCGCUUCAUUUUCUGUUUCAAUUCUACAAGGUGUCAGCACUUCAAUCGCCAUCUUUUGUGAAGAAUUCCCUCACGAGCUUGGUGAUUUUGCCGUUCUUUUAAACGCGGGAGUAACUAUGACUCUCUUAAGGUAGCCAAAUGCCUCAGUCAUCUAAUUAGUGACGCGCAUGAAUGAAUUAA